Molecule: messenger RNA, 1668 nt
Organism: Puccinia triticina
Lineage: Eukaryota; Fungi; Basidiomycota; Pucciniomycetes; Pucciniales; Pucciniaceae
Exons: 4
Coding region: 1-1668 (555 amino acids)
Biological process (GO): ribosomal large subunit assembly
Cellular component (GO): nucleolus
Molecular function (GO): protein binding
Source: RefSeq, a predicted model, not a curated record
AUGGCCACAGUAAUCCCACCACCACCGAAGAAAAAGGCGAAAUUAGAGAAGUUAAAUGCGAACAAGCUGAACGAUGCGAUAUUGCCUUCUUUCCCCAACAUAAUAGUCCAGUUGAAGGACGGAAGGACCGGCAAACCAAUCGGAUCCAGUAUCUCUCUGCCUAGCAAUACCGACAAACGUGGCCUCGAACUCCUGGUCAACCAACUCAAGAAAGACCAACGAGACAAGAGACCCAAGCUCAGCCAUGUCGAACGGAAACAAAAAGCGGAGGAAGAGAAGGAUGACGAGGCGGAUGAUGAUGAUGAGACUGAUGUUAACCUCCCAUGGAGCUUCUCUUUGACUUUGAGGAAAUCACAACCACCAAAGCUGCCAUCGGUCCAGGAAGAUCCAUCACCGGAGGAAGAAAUUCGCAUUCCCAUCUACGAGUCCUUAUCAAAAGACUUAUUGAUCAAUCAUUCAAAUUUAAUAUCCUCAGAAGAUAUCCUGGUAAUUGACUGUGAACCUGAAGCGAUUUUUAGAGUUCGUGAGGUGAGAAGAUGCAGCAGUAGUUUAGCCGGACAUUCUGCCCCGAUUUUAUGCGCCUCAUUUUCACCCACCGGGACGUACUUGGCCACGGGAUCGGGCGAUAAUACAUGUCGAUUAUGGGACCUUUCGACGGAGACACCCAAGUUCAGUCUAGCCGGCCACUCAGGCUGGUUAUUGUGCGUCGAAUGGGAUGGCUGCGAGCGACUGUUAGCGACCGGGAGUAUGGACAAGAUGGUGCGGAUAUGGGAUCCAUUGACAGGGAAACAGAUGGGCGCCCCCCUGAAAGGACACGCACAGUGGAUCACCAGUCUAGCCUGGGAGCCGAUCCAUCUCAACAGUGAAACCACUCGACUCGCCAGUUCCUCUAAGGAUGGCACCGUCCGUGUUUGGAACCCGCGUACUGGUCUAACUCAAUUUGCACUCGGCGGUCACACCGCUAGCGUCAACGCCGUCCGAUGGAGUGGUCAAGGGAUUUUGUACACUGCAUCAUCCGACCGGACCGUCAAAUGCUGGGACGCCAAGGACGGCAAACUGAUCCGAACGUUGAAUGAGCAUUCACAUUGGGUCAACACGCUAGCCCUCAAUACCGAUUAUAUCCUGCGUACCGGUCCAUUUGAGCCCAAAGACACAGCCAAGCCUGAAUCAAUGGACGCCGCCAAACAAGCCGCCCUAAAACGAUACACAUCAUUCACAUCCCACGCCCCCGAAUUGUUGAUAUCCGGUUCAGAUGAUCACACCCUUUUCCUAUGGCCACCCUUAGACUCAGCCACACCUAAAAAACCACUCGCUCGUCUGACUGGUCAUCAAAAGCAAGUCAACCAUGUCGCCUUCAGCCCCGAUGGAAAAUAUUUGGCGUCAGCUAGUUUCGAUAAUCACAUCAAACUAUGGGAAGGCAAGACUGGAAAGUUCAUCGCUACUUUAAGGGGACAUGUUGCGCCUGUCUACCGACUCUCCUGGAGUUGCGACUCCAGGUUAUUAGUCAGUGCAAGUAAAGACUCCACUAUCAAGUUAUGGGAUCUUCGAACACACAAGAUCAAAGUCGAUCUACCCGGUCACACAGAUGAAGUGUAUUGUGUUGAUUUUGUCGCUGACAAAGUGGCGAGUGGUGGGAGGGACAAAGUCGUGAAAAUAUGGAAAAAUUAG